AUGGCGUUCAUAGACGACCGGCUGGCCAUGCCCAGCCGCUACGGCGACUCGUACGCCGAGGCGGUGGAGCACGGGGUGCGAGCGGUCAAGCUGGACCUCGUGCCUGUCAUUACGGCGAUGGGGCUGGCCACGUCGCACCUGGGUUUGGGCGCGACGUAUUCGACCACCUACUACUCGCCGUUCCAUGUGGCCCGGGUGUUUGCCUCCCUGGACCAUUUCACCAGCGGGCGCGCAGCCUGGAACGUGGUGACCUCGCUGAACGACUCGGAGGCACACAACUUCGGCGUGUCGGAGCAUCUCGAACAUGACGACCGCUAUGACAUGGCCGACGAGUUCAUGGAUGCCGCCGGGGCACUUUGGGAUUCCUGGGACGACGGAGCAGUCAUAGCAGACCGGGAUGAGGAGCGAUUCGCGGACUCAAGCAAGGUACGCCGAGCCGAUUAUGAGGGCCAACACCUGAGCUCCCGAGGGCCUUUGACCGUGCCUCGUUCGCCGCAGGGACACCCGGUAAUCAUUCAGGCCGGUCAGAGCGGGAGAGGCCGCCAAUUUGCCGCCCGCUGGGGAGAGAUGCUCUUCGUCAUAUUUCCCACACCGGAAGGGUGCAAGGCCUACCGGGACGACCUGCGGGCCCGGGCGGUCGCCGUCGGACGCGACCCAAACUCGAUAAAGGUGGCGCCUGCGGUCUAUGCGGUUGUGGGCGAAACGGAGCAGGAAGCUGCCGACAAGCUGGCCUACAUAGACGGCCUGGCCCGGCCCGUUGACUCGCUGGCGUUGCUGUCGGAGGUGUUCAACUAUGAUUUCGCCCAGCACCUGCCAGACGAGCCGCUGUCGGACGAAGUCAUGGCGUCAAUGACCGGGCUGCGCGGGUUCCUCGACCGUGUGAUUCAGCUGAGCGGCAACCCCAACCCGUCGCUGAACGAUUUCAUCAAGUGGUCGGGCCGGGGUACGCUGCGGGAGUUUCCGACGUUCAACGGCACACCGGCGCAGGUAGCAGACCAGAUGGAGGCGUGGUUCGGAUCGGAGUCCUGCGACGGGUUCGUGCUCGCAGCCACACACAUGCCAGGGGCCUACGAGGACUUCGCACAUCUGGUCGUGCCCGAACUGCAGCGGAGGGGGCUGUUCCGGCGCGAAUACGUGCCCGGUACCCUGCGAGACAACCUUGGGCUGGCUCGGCCAAUGAGGAUGUAG
Molecule: messenger RNA, 1188 nt
Organism: Geodia barretti
Lineage: Eukaryota; Metazoa; Porifera; Demospongiae; Tetractinellida; Geodiidae
Source: the annotation of a GenBank genome assembly